GUUUCACAGCUGAAUGGCAUUUUAUGAAUGCCUUUAUAGAGAGAAAUACCAGAUACCUUGGUUGCAAUUUAAAAAUAAACUUGAAUGCAAGCUAUUGAGAAUGAAAACAAUUUCUCAUUUUAUAAUUACAAAGAAAAGGAACUUUUAUGCAACUUUCUAACUAUUGGUCGAUGGCGUGUUUUAAUAGAAGAGCGAAAAAGCAGAUAUGAUCCAGGGAAGGUUGGAAAAAAUUUGCAAAUAUUUGAGCAGCCCUUCGCGGCCUUUGUUAUGGGAUGUAAGGUGCAAAGGCUGGAAAUUCAGAAUUUAACUUCUGCAGCUCCGGCAUCUUAUGGACGUUUUGUUACAGGUCUGCCAGCUGAACAAGAACCGGCAUAUCUUCUGCACCUUCAAAUUGAAUUGUAGCGUAAUAUAAAAUAUAUGGAAUAAAUGCACGUUAGUAAAAAUUAAAAAGUUGGACUUUGUCUUGAGAAGCCGAUUAAGAGAAGAAAAUUCAUUUUAAAACAUUACACAUUACAUACGUAUACAUUAUUUAUAGGUAAAUUCA
Messenger RNA from Glossina fuscipes, 544 nucleotides. RefSeq lists its product as uncharacterized. The transcript is spliced from 2 exons. Bases 85 to 402 code for a protein of 105 amino acids. Lineage: Eukaryota; Metazoa; Arthropoda; Insecta; Diptera; Glossinidae. The record is from RefSeq and is a predicted model, not a curated record.